Molecule: messenger RNA, 825 nt
Organism: Argiope bruennichi
Lineage: Eukaryota; Metazoa; Arthropoda; Arachnida; Araneae; Araneidae
Exons: 2
Coding region: 1-825 (274 amino acids)
Molecular function (GO): nucleic acid binding; zinc ion binding
Source: RefSeq, a predicted model, not a curated record
AUGGUGAUACAGAGUGAAAAACCAACAAUCCCAGAAUUCAUAUAUGCUGGAUACAUUAAACUACCGGUCCGACAGUACAUCCCAAACCCCUUGAGAUGUUUUAAAUGCCAGCGAUUCGGCCAUUCGAAGAUUAAUUGCCGCGGGACUCUAACAUGCGCCCGCUGUGCAGGAAAAGACCACGAUAGUGAACAGUGUAACGCCCCCGAAAAAUGCGUGAACUGUGGAGGCUGUCAUGCGUCGUUUUCUCGAGUCUGCGAACGCUGGAAAAUUGAAAAACAAAUAACCUCCAUUAAAUUUAAAGAAUCUAUUUCGUAUCCUGAAGCAAGAAAAAAAGUAUUAGCUCAAACACCCAAACCUGGUGUGAGUUACGCUUCCGUUGUAAAAACACCCUUCUGUGCAAACUGUCAAUGCACAAACUGUGUGAAAUAUAACUCCCAAACUACAACUGUCAAAAACUCUUCCGACUCUGAGAUUGAAAAUUCACCAUCCAGUGCACCAGAAACUAGCAAACCAGUCCGAUCGAAAUCGAAAUCAAACUCCAAUUCUCAAAGAGCACUAAAGCUAAAGCUGUCAAAACGGGGACUUUCACCAAAAGAACUAAGAACUAAGUUGAAAAAAUCUGCAACACAAAAUUCUGUCGCUUUGGGACUUGCGACGAAAGGUAAUGUCCAUAAGGACUUAACGUCCAUCUUUGGCUCACCUAAAAGUCCCGAUUCCAUUUCCCUCCAUCCGUCUGACGAGGAAGAUGAAUUGCAAAUGAGUUGCGAUGUUUCGCCAACUCUUCAUAACACUAGCCGUAAUAAACUCAAUUCUUCAGUUACUUAA